This is a messenger RNA of Saccoglossus kowalevskii, 2079 nucleotides long. Its product is annotated as deoxynucleoside triphosphate triphosphohydrolase SAMHD1-like. Gene Ontology annotation, cellular component: nucleus. Gene Ontology annotation, biological process: dGTP catabolic process. Gene Ontology annotation, molecular function: protein binding; dGTPase activity. The record is from RefSeq and is a predicted model, not a curated record. NCBI's taxonomy places the organism in Eukaryota, Metazoa, Hemichordata, Enteropneusta, Harrimaniidae.
UCGGUUGACGUUGGAAAAUGUCGAUUUGAUCGACUAGAGUGGGAAAUCUUAUGUAAUUUCACUUCCAGUUAAGGCAUUCAGAAUAGUUAGACGUGACGACCUGCUUAUUUUUUAACUGCAAAGCUGAAUGCCUCUUAAAUCGCCCAAUACAUUCCUUCACAAUAGUGUCGAAUCCCUGCUCUAUGCGACUUCUCAGGACUGUGGGGCCGACUGAUCAGCGGAAGGAGGCCAACCUACAGGACUGUACUCAGGGCUAGCGUGAAGCUAGGCGAUUAGGUGCCGUACGCGAGCGCCGGUUCGAGUCACGCACGCACUGACUGUGACAUGAGGCUUGCCGGGAACGAGCGCCCUCUGCGUGGAGAGUGCGUAGUAUAUAUGUUUUGAGAAAGAAAAAUGGCGACGCGAAAGCGGAAGAAUUCAAACCCGGGAAAUUCAAAUGCCCAGAAAAUGAAAUUACAUGCAUCUAGCCACCGAGACUGGGACGUAGACGAUGUUUGUGAAUAUCUGGCAGUGAAUCAAUUCAAAAAUGUUACUCAAGUUUUUCAACGUGAGCAGAUUGUUGGAUCAGUAUUGUCAGAUUUGACUGAAGAAAGAUUGGAGAAAAUUGGAGUUGAAAAGAUGGGCACUAGACUUCAGCUUCUACAGCUUUUUAGAAAUCUCUCUCAAGAUAAUCUCAAUCUGAAAGUGCAUGUAUUCAAUGACCCAAUACAUGGACAUAUUGAAGUUCAUCCCCUGUGUGUGAAGAUAAUAGAUACACCACAGUUUCAGAGGCUACGCUACAUUAAACAGCUUGGUGCUUGUUAUUUUGUAUUCCCUGGGGCAGCUCAUAAUAGAUUUGAACAUUCUAUUGGUGUGUGUUACUUAGCUGGACAGUUAGCGAAAACCUUGCAAACCAGACAACCAGACUUACCUAUAAGCGAUGUUGAUGUAUUAUGUGUGCAGAUUGCUGGUCUUUGCCAUGAUCUUGGCCAUGGUCCAUAUUCCCAUAUGUUUGAUAAUUGGUUUAUUCCUUAUGUUAGACCUAAAAAGAAUUGGAAGCAUGAGCAAGCCUCGGUUGACAUGUUUGAUUACUUGAUAGAAGACAACAACCUCAUGGGUGUAAUUAAAGACUACGGAUUAAAUGAAAAAGACAUUACAUUCAUAAAAGAACAGAUAGCAGGACCAUUGCAGAGACAGAAUAAUAAGACUGCAUGUCCUUACCGUGGCAGAGAAAAAGAGAAGAGUUUCCUGUAUGAGAUAGUAGCCAAUAAAAGGAAUGGUAUCGAUGUGGACAAGUGGGACUACUUUGCCAGAGACUGUCACAAUCUGGGAAUUCCAAACAACUUUGACUAUCGCCGAUUUCAGCAAUUUGCUAGAGUUAUCAACGUGGAUGGUUCUCCACAGAUAUGCUGUAGAGAGAAGGAAGUCAGUAACCUGUAUGACAUGUUUCAUACAAGGAAUACGUUACAUAGAAGAGCCUAUCAACAUAAAGUCAACAAGAUUAUAGAAUCAAUGAUUGUUGAAGCCCUUGUAAAAGCUGAUGAUCAUAUCAAGAUUCCAGGCACAAAUGGGACAAUGGUUAAGAUAUCCGAAACAAUAGAUGACAUGGUAGCAUUCUGUAAACUAACGGAUAAUAUUAUUCACCAAAUAUUACAAACAACAGAACCAGAAAUAGAAGAAUCUCGCACAAUACUUCGCAAGAUAUUCACAAGAAAGUUGUAUAAAUGUAUUGGACAAACAAGACCCCCUGAUGGUGUCACCAUUAAUCAGGAUGAAAUUCCACAAAUUCAGGAAGGAAUAUCAGCAAUAUUAUCAACAGCAGGUCACCAAGUGCCAGCUGAUAACAUCGUUGUCCAUAUAAUUGAUUUAGACUACGGCAUGGGUGACCAGAAUCCUAUUGAUCAUGUUAGGUUUUAUUCUAAAGCCAAUCCUAACGAAGCAAUGAUGGUCAGAAAAAAUCAGGUUUCUCAGAUGCUACCUGAGAGGUUUGCUGAACAACACAUUAGGGUCUACUGUAAGGACAUAGACCCAGUAAAAAUUCAACAAGCUACCCUGUGUUUUAAUAAAUGGUGCAAAGAAAAAGGAUUUACCCCACCAAAG